Peromyscus maniculatus bairdii (prairie deer mouse) is the source of this 2562-nucleotide messenger RNA. Its product is annotated as cytochrome P450 3A25. Lineage: Eukaryota; Metazoa; Chordata; Mammalia; Rodentia; Cricetidae. Gene Ontology annotation, molecular function: oxidoreductase activity, acting on paired donors, with incorporation or reduction of molecular oxygen, reduced flavin or flavoprotein as one donor, and incorporation of one atom of oxygen; testosterone 6-beta-hydroxylase activity; iron ion binding. Gene Ontology annotation, biological process: oxidative demethylation; steroid metabolic process. The record is from RefSeq and is a predicted model, not a curated record.
UUCCUACUGGCUAUAUCCCUGACACCUCCUUUCCCUUCAGAUAAACACUGCAGACUGGCCAGUUGGAUUUCAGCUGGGCACAGCAGGGGAGCCCUGCAAGACUCUCAGCUAGGAGGGAAACUUGGAGCCAGAACUGCUAAAGAAAAGCUGAGAUGGAGCUGAUCCCCAACCUUUCCAUGGAAACCUGGUUGCUGCUGGCUACCAGCCUGGUGCUCUUCUACAUAUAUGGGACCUAUUCUCAUGGGAUUUUUAAGAAACUCAGAAUUCCUGGACCAAAACCUCUGCCUUUAUUUGGCACCAUUCAUGCCUAUAGUGAAGGUGCAUGGAAAUUUGAUGAUGAUUGCUAUAAAAAGUAUGGAAAAAUAUGGGGGUUUUAUGACGGUCGACAGCCUGUGCUGGCUAUCACGGAUCCAGAGCUCAUCAAAGUGGUGCUAGUGAAAGAAUGCUACUCAAUCUUCACAAACCGUCGGGCUUUUGGUCCAGUGGGACUUAUGAAAAAGGCCAUCAACUUAUCUGAGGAUGAAGAAUGGAAGAGACUUCGAACACUGCUGUCUCCAACUUUCACCAGUGGAAAACUCAAGGAGAUGUUCCCCAUCAUUGGACAGUAUGGAGAUGCAUUGGUGAGAAACUUGAGACGAGAAGAAAAAAGAGGGAAGCCCAUCACCAUGAAAGACAUCCUUGGAGCUUAUAGCAUGGAUGUGAUCAUUGGCACAUCAUUUGGAGUAAACGUUGAUUCCCUCAACAACCCAGAGGAUCCCUUUGUGCAGAAAGCCAAAAAGAUCUUAAAGUUUUCCAUUUUUGAUCCGUUUCUUCUCUCUAUAGUUCUGUUUCCAUUCCUUACUCCAAUAUAUGAGUUGUUAAAUCUCUCCAUUUUUCCAAGACAAUCAGUGAAAUUUUUCAAAGAAUUUGUAGCAAGGAUGAAGAAAAAUCGCCUUGAUUCAAACCAGAAGACCCGAGUGGAUUUUCUUCAGCUGAUGAUGAACACUCAGAACUCCAAAGGCGAAGAGUCCCCAAAAGCUCUGUCUGAUCUAGAAAUGGCAGCACAAACCAUUAUUUUCAUUUUUGCUGGCUAUGAUGCUACAAGCACAUCCAUUUGCUUCAUGAUGUAUGAACUGGCCACCCACCCUGAUGUGCAGAAGAAACUUCAGGAUGAGAUUGACAGAACUCUGCCCAAUAAGUCACCUGUCACCUAUGAUGCCCUGAUGGACAUGGAGUACCUUGACAUGAUGGUGAAUGAAACUCUCAGAUUGUACCCAAUCGCUAACAGACUAGAGAGGGUCUCAAAGAAGGAUGUGGAAAUCAAUGGAGUGUUCAUUCCCAAAGGGACUAUAGUUAUGGUACCAACUUAUCCUCUUCACCGGGACCCUGAGUACUGGCCAGAACCUGAAGAGUUCCGCCCUGAAAGGUUCAGCAAGGAGAACAAGGGCAGCAUCAAUCCUUAUGUAUACCUGCCCUUCGGGAACGGACCCAGGAACUGCAUUGGCAUGAGGUUUGCCCUCAUCAGCAUGAAACUCGCUGUCGUCAGAGUCCUGCAGAACUUCACCCUCCAGCCUUGUGAGGAAACAGAGAUCCCCCUGAAGUUCAGCAGGCAACCAAUUCUCCAACCAGAAAACCCCAUCAUCCUGAAGAUUGUGUCAAGAGAUAAACCUAUAACUGGAGCGUGAAUUUCCCUCAGGAACCAUGCUAUAUUCUUCAAGGGGGCUGUGUCAUGGAACACCAGCAAAUUUAAUUUACCAUGGAAUGAAACCCAGAUGAAAUGAGCAUAAUGUACUUUCCUGGAUGAUUGAAUAUUCAGUAAUUCAUUGAACAUGCUCAGUGUCUAUACAGAGUACCAUCUAUUAUGUGAUUCAAAGGAAACAAAGUCAGUAAUAGAUAUGGAGAUUCAUCUUCUGAUUCUCUUAGGAUGAUCUACACUGAUUCCAAUUAGUUCCAUCAAUUCUGAAUUCUAACUGUAGUAAUGGUUUCUCUUUACUUCUACCAAUAAUUUUUAAUAAAAUAGAAACUAUUGUAUUGACUUUUGGUAAAAGUAUAUCAAUUUGUUUCUUUGUAAAAUUUUAUGAUAUUGAGAAUAUAAGUAAAUAUCUCUUUCAAAAAUACAUGGUGUCAUUAUACACAUUAAUGGGGAAAACACUGAACCAAUAAAACAAGAUGAUAAUCCUUUCCAAUCACCAUGGUCAUCCAUUGUGUGAACCAAUUUGGGAUCUGCACUUGACUCUCAAAGUUUGGUGCUGCUGAUCCAUUUUGAAUUGAGACAUUGCUUAAGAAAUUUAUUCAUUCAUUUACCUAGGCACUUGUGAGAGAUCACAGUAACAGCAGAUCCUCUCCCCUAGAACUUCAGCACAUUCUCACUGUUCUCCCUCUCCUUAUCCUUCCUGAUUCAUAAUUUUCUUUCAUUGGAAUUUCAGUUCAUAUCCUUUCAUUGAUUCAUAAUUGCCCUGCACCUAGUUCCAUUUUCACUUCCUUUGAUGCUCCUUAGUAGUUUUGUUAAGUCUUACCUUGUAAUUUUUGCUUUAAAUGUUGAUACCUCUUUGACUUAACAAUAAAAAGAUGUAUGGUUUUUAA